AUGGCAUGGAACCCAAGUUUGGUGCGACAUACGUCUUCACAUCCACAGUGUUUAGACUUUCAGCCACCAUUCAAACCAACGACACACCUAGAGUUUUGCACCCAUUACGAUACAUUCGGAUGUUGUGAUCAAGAUGCUGACAGUACCAUUGCGGAGAGGUAUUGGGACCUGAUUGACUUGAAUCCUGAAGACUAUGAACGCUGUGGUGAUUUAUUGAAAGACAUUAUGUGUCAGGAAUGCUCCCCUUAUGCGGCUCACCUGUUUGAUGCAGAGAACCCCUACACCCCAGUGCGGGAGAUCCCAGGCCUGUGCUUCUCCUACUGCCAGGAUUUCCACACCAAGUGCAGCUCAUUCGUCAAGUACUUGACUGACAACAGUGUCCUUCAGGCGGCAUCGGACAAGGGCAGCAUCACCUUCUGCAGUCUCACUGACCUGUCCGACAGGGAUUACUGUUAUCCCAACGUGCUCCAGAACAACUACCUCUCCAACAAACUGGGCAAAGUGACGGAGGACCCCGCGGGCUGUCUCCAGCUCUGCCUGACAGAGGUGGCCAAUGGCCUGCGAAACCCGGUGCUGAUGCUGCACAGUGGGGACGACACCCACCGCAUGUUCGUGGCCGAGCAGGUAGGCUUUGUGUGGGUGUACCUGAGGGACGGCAGUCGCGUGGAGCAGCCCUUCCUGGACCUGAGCAGCGAGGUGCUGACCACGCCCUGGCUCGGGGACGAGAGAGGCUUCCUGGGCCUGGCCCUCCAUCCGCGUUACCGCGACAACGGCCGCUUCUUCAUCUACUACUCCAUCCUGGUGCAGGGCAGCCUGGAGAAGGUCCGCAUCAGCGAGAUGAAGACGUCCGUCCACGACAUGAACCGAGCCGACCACAACUCCGAGAGAGUCAUUCUGGAGAUAGAUGAGCCAGCUGCUAACCACAACGGUGGACAGCUGCUGUUCGGCCUUGAUGGAUACCUGUACAUCUUCACAGGAGAUGGCGGGAAAGCAGGCGAUCCUUUCGGGAAAUUUGGAAAUUCUCAAAAUAAGAGCGCCCUGCUUGGAAAGGUCUUGCGCAUAGAUAUCGACGGCAGCAGCCUGGACAGAACUCCGUAUAGGAUCCCGCCCGAUAACCCUUUCAUCGGAGAGAAGGACGCACGGCCGGAGGUGUACGCCUACGGCGUCAGGAACAUGUGGCGCUGCUCAGUGGACCGGGGUGACCCCGUCACCCGCUACGGCAGGGGCAGAAUCAUCUGCGGCGACGUGGGCCAGAACCGCUACGAGGAGGUGGACAUCAUCGUGAAGGGAGGCAACUACGGAUGGAGAGCCAAGGAGGGCUUCGAGUGCUUUGAUAUUAAGCUGUGUCAGAACUCCUCCAUGAAGGAUAUUCCUCCCAUAUUUGCUUAUGGGCACCACGUUGGAAAGUCCAUAACAGGUGGAUAUGUGUACAGGGGAUGCGAGUGGCCCAAUCUCAAUGGCCUGUAUAUCUUUGGAGACUUCAUGAGUGGUCGGCUAAUGGCCUUGCAAGAGGAUAAGGCCACUGGGACCUGGAAGGAGAAGAGCAUAUGUAUGGGAGACACAACCACCUGCUCAUUUCCAGGACUCAUCAACCACCAUCAUAAGUUCAUCAUCUCUUUUGCUGAAGAUGAAGCAGGUGAACUCUAUUUCCUGGCUACCUCGUAUCCAAGUGCCAUGUCUCCUUAUGGAACGAUAUACAAGUUUAUGGAUCCCUCCAGGAGAGCAGCUCCAGGGAAAUGUAAAUACAAGCCACUUCCUGUAAAAGUCAGAGGCAAAAAAGUUCCUUUUGUUCCAAGAGAAUCAGUAAUAGGCAUCCAAAUGCCAUGUUGA
Molecule: messenger RNA, 1830 nt
Organism: Sardina pilchardus (European sardine)
Lineage: Eukaryota; Metazoa; Chordata; Actinopteri; Clupeiformes; Clupeidae
Gene: hhipl2
Product: HHIP-like 2
Exons: 11
Coding region: 1-1830 (609 amino acids)
Source: RefSeq, a predicted model, not a curated record